Scylla paramamosain (green mud crab) is the source of this 1806-nucleotide messenger RNA. RefSeq names its product soluble scavenger receptor cysteine-rich domain-containing protein SSC5D-like. NCBI's taxonomy places the organism in Eukaryota, Metazoa, Arthropoda, Malacostraca, Decapoda, Portunidae. The transcript is spliced from 2 exons. Bases 58 to 1488 code for a protein of 476 amino acids. The record is from RefSeq and is a predicted model, not a curated record.
GCAGUCACAACCACAGCAAGGUCACGCAACAUUCCUCCGGUACUCUUUAAGCAGGUCAUGAUGCCGGGAAGGGUAAACCACCGCAGCAUACAGACACCACAGCAAAUACAGCCUCGUCCAAGCACCACAGCACGCAGGAUGGCACAACGCACACCACACGUGCCACAGAAGCAGCUUAAGUUAAGAUACACAGCACACGGGACCAACAAGGACCACCAGACCGCCAGCAGACCUUUCAGCAUUGGGCGGUCUACAGCUGUGGCCAUCCCAGUGGAAAAAACUGUGGUGAAGACUGACACACAUGAAGUCCAACCAAACCCUUCCAUGUCCACCUCGAUAACAGAAAACGGACAACACAUUAGCAGGCCUUUCUCACCAUCAAAUGAGGACACCAAAACAAGCAGUCCUUUCACGGUCAUAUCCUUCUCUGCCUCUAAGGAACCCACAAGGCAUCCGUUUGCUACCACAGUGUCCAGGGGGAUGCAAGCACACCACAUCAUUCCAGCCACACCUCUGCCAACCACAGCACAAAGCCACACUAAGCAGAAUGAAGAGAACACUGAGAAUGGAGAAGAAACAAGGGCAAAAUUAGAGAUGAGUUCAAACAAGAGGCAAGAUGAGGAACAAGAGGAGGAUGAAGUGGUGGAGAUAAGAAAAGGAGGUAAGGAAAUGGUGGACAGUAAGGAAGAGGUGAGGGAAGACAAAACAUGGAACAAGAAGACUGAUGCAAGCAAACUACCAACACCAGUUAUCGGUGAAUCGCCACAAACAACAACAACAACACCAAGCAAAAAGUUAAGUUCCAUUCAGCGAAUAAGAAACUUCAUGGCAAGGAAGAGAGCACAGAUGCGAGCCACCACCACCACCGCCACCACCACCACUGCCACCACCACCACACCUGCUCCCACCACCACCACCACCACAGGAGCAACACCACAGCACACCACAAGGAGAAAAACAAAUGCUCGUAGAUUUCCAGCUACAUCCAACCGGCCUUUGACAUUCUACCAAAGAAAACCCACCACAACACCACACACCACCACACUGUCACCCACCACAGCACCACACACCACCACACUGAACGCCUCACGCCACAAAUCGCAUGACAGCUUUCCCGAGUCCUCACAAAUCCUACGCACUGAAGAAAGUCUCCUUCAGAAUUUCCCUGACAUGACGGACUUAAAGGACUUCCUGCAUUGGGAGUCCACGCGGCUCAGACCAGAACAGGACUCCAGCAAUGAGGACCUUAUUCCCGAGGGCACUAGUGUAUCCUUCGUGUCCGUGGUGCCUCCUGGUGGGGUACGGCAAGUCCUUCAGCCACGUAUGGUUAAGGAUACUCAAGAAAAGGUCCUUGUGUCCCCUACCUAUGCCUCUGUAGGAUGGAGCACCCCUUACAAGACAGUGGACCGAGAGAAGACAAGCAAGGAGAGACUAAUAGACCAACAGACAGACAGACAGACCGACGCAGCUACCACCUAUCCCUCCUAGGCCAACAGACACCAGGCAAGGAAGAUACAAGAGCCUCCUUCUCUCCCCCUCACCUCUCCAUCACUCACGAAAUACCAGGAACUUAGUGUGCGUGCGUGUGUGUGUGUGUUAUUGUUACUGUUAUUGUAUGCAGUUUGUGUGUGUUAUUGUUAAAUUGGAAUAAUGCCCAUUUUCUAUGAUGAUAAGUCACUAUCUUUGUCUUUCACUUUGUCUUCUUUCCCUAGCCUACUUCAGCACCUUUACCUUCUUACUUCAGUCAUUUUAUCUCUUAGCUAACCCCUCAUUCCCCUCAUAUAUGUCCCUUUAGCCAAGUACUGU